AUGUUGUUCGGAGGUCUCCAACUUUAUUCGUCAUUUGGAGAGCGAUCGGAGUGGUUGUGUAUAGUUUUGUCGCGAUUUUUUGUUGUGUUGGCCUUAAGAAUUGCAGACGAACAAUAGAUUAACACGCCUUGCAGUGUGUACGGAUAGCACAUACCGGGUAAUAAUUUUACGAUUUUUGUUUCGUCCUAUGGAUAGUGUGAGUUGUUCACUUCACCUAAUCGUAUUGUAACGGUUUUGACUGGCUAGAGCAGAAGGUGUUAAUUCUGGCUAUUUGUAAAGUUAUUGGCAGUACUUUCGAAAAGUUGGAUCGCAGCCGUUCUGGUAGACUAUUUUUCAUGGAGGAAAAUCUUGCUGAUGCCAGGAGAGUGACACUUCGUGGUGGCUUCUUGUAACUUAACGUUGUUUCAGUUGUUUGUUUUUGUUACCUAAAGAAAACGAAAGUGCUAUUUGUAGUGUUGUGUGAUAAGAAAUGUGCAAUGAAUCGACAUGAAAGCACCCUUCUGUGGCUGAAAACGCCAUGGAGACUCCCAAUGAUGAGCAGUAACAGCGGAAAUCUGGCUGAAUAAAAUUGUAUACCGUUUUUAUCUCGUGCAGAAAAUCUGUAAAGACCUCAAAGGCGCAUUCGUGCUUACAUUGUAGAUAUUGUCGGUUGCGUCAAAACCGACGGUAGUGCGCCAGCCAAAAGCAACGUCGCACCGUUAGGCCUGAGCGAGUUUCGUGCGAUAAAAAAGCGUUUCGAAUAUUUUUUCGACUAGAAAUAAAAACAAUUGUGCAAAACAUAAAUCAGUGUUUGUAAUGUACCUGGUUGGAGUCGGAGAAGUGGCUGCUGUUUCCCGGUUGGUAGUAAGUUGGGGCUCGCCAGUUGAGGUAGUAUUUCGAAAACAGUACCCUAACACGAUUGGCCUCGUGGUACCGCCUACUGUGUAAAACAACUGCUAGUACCGAGUGCGAUACUGUAGUGGUGUGCUCAACACCUGAAACCAGGUUAGACUAGUGACAAUAGAAAAUGACCGUUUCGUCGGUUCUACUGUUAUUUUUUCACAUCGAAUGAAAACAAUAGUGUAAUAUUGAAGAUAACAGAAGGACAAGCGUAGAAAGUGUCGUGUAGUUGAAAACAGUGCUGCUUUUCGGUAACAAAAAUAGCGCCUAAUUGAGUGUGAACCUGAGCCAAGGUUACAUUCGGUGUUGUCGAAGUCGACCUUGUCAAUUUUGGUGUGUUUCCUAACUGUGUGUUUCCUAACUGUGUGAUAGGAAGAUCGCUAAAAUGCCGUUAGUUUUCCUGCUUAGUCGAAGCAUCAAAGAAAAUAUCAUCCAUGUGCGUCUGCUAAGCAACUUUCAUCAGAUGACAAAUGACGUACGUUUGGACAGGAAACAUGCUGCGAAACGCUUAAAUAUUCCUCUACGCUCUGGUGUUAUUUUUUCUUGAGAGUGACGUUUAUGCUGCUAGUUAUCGCUAUCAAGAAACAGAGUACAGUUUAAAAGUCUAAUAUCAUAGAGCAAAUUUUCUAAACGAUGAAAGGUCACGGUUGCGCGAAACAAAUCUGUUUGAGUGAAGUGUGUACCUAGAUCAGUGCUCUAGUUUCAUCCGAAUUCGCCGAAAAUGUCCAAAACGAUCGAAACUCACUUGCAGAGUAAGGAGGUGCGGAUUCCGAAAAAGACGGAAUUCGACGUGUCCUCGACGGCGGCGCCCUGCCAGUACUUCAAAAGUUCCUUCGCUCGCUCGCUAUCGUUCAGCCAAGCAGGUGAAGCAGGUCCAUACGGGGCGGCAGAGCAGCAUUUUACCCGCUCGUUGGACUUUGAGGUCAACUUCGGGUUAUCUACAAUCCCCGAUCACUCAGGAACGGGAUCUUCACAAACAACGCCUUCUGCUUCGCCCGUUUUCGAAACGGAUCGCAACUUAGUGCGUGUGGAUAGCGAGAAAAUUAAGCUGACAAAUGGAAUCGACACGAGUAAUGGCGGUGUCGUUAAGACGCUGUGGAGUUACGCGAAAAUUUCGGACACAAAACCGAACUCCACCGGUGGAACUCCGUCCAAGUCGGGACUGAAUGGUGUUACCCCGACUAUCAUGUCUCCGUCACCAACCGGAACGCCGUCCGGCUCCGGCUCAUCUUUGUCCAAGCGAAAGAGCGUUGAGGCCAACGAAAUCGAAGUUUUGCGACUACGAAAGGAAUGCCAAAACCUCAUCGAGGAGAAUCGCCGCCUGGUGAAUCGGGCCGCCAAUAGCGGAUAUGCUAUCAAUGGUGUGAUGAACGGUGGCGGCGUCAGUACGAGUGGAGCGAGUGGAUUCGGAUUGGGCCGAAGUAGUCUCGGCAACGAGCGAGUCAGUAGCAGCAGCCUGGCUUCCCUGGGUCUCGGCUUGGCCGGCGGUGGAUCAGUUGUCGGAUCGGUCGGAACCGCCGCCGGAAUGUACUCCAGUGUGGAAUCUGUGAUACUGCAGACUCAAGUUGAAACACUGCAGUGGCAGCUUAAGCAGGUUGAUUCCAGCCGACAGAUGUACCGUGCCGUAAUGGAGGAAGUAGUCCGCUACCUGGAUCGAUGCUACCGCGGUUUAGAUGCGCUACAGCCCAGUAUCAUAGGCCGGUCCAAGAGUGUUCUGCAGGUGUCCAAGAAUCACAACCAUCACGAUUCCGACAGCAGCAGUGCUAGCAGUCCCCGGGCCCGCAGCAGUACCAAUUUGGUCGAUGUGCAAAAGACUUACACCAAAAAACAGCAGGAGCUGCUCUCUAGCCAUCAACAGAAGCAUCACCAGAAUGGAUCGAUUGCGGCCAGCCCCCUUCUGGACGAUAAUUGUCCUCCACCCUCGCCCGCUGGCUCCUACAGCACUUUCCGAGAUUUUACGUGGCGCCGCUCGCCCAAACGUACUCAGACUCUGGCAAUUUCCAGCACCGAAGUUGAUCCGGAGAAGCUGUCACAGGAAGCGUUUCGUCUGUUACGUACUGUUCAAAAUCUUCUUAACACCCAGGAACCGACGCUGUCUCAAUCUUCGACUGCCCUGGAUAGCCUACUACUGGCGUCAGCCGCAGGAUCCACCACCGGAAGCACAUCGACUCUAACUGGUACAGCUGGGGGUGGUUCAAGUGCACCAAUGGUGCAUCACCAUCAUCACCACCAUCACGUACCAGCGGCUACCGGUGAGGGACUAUACACGGGUGUUGUAAACACGAGAAGCAACGUUGGUUUCAGCCGAAAGCUAAACAUGAGAGGAAGUCGACUAUCGUUACGAAGCAGUACGGAUGAUUCGGUGCAUUCAACCUCUUCUUCGAAUAAAGCCGAAACUGACGAAGACAAUAUGGAUCGGCCAUCACCUCCACUGGGCCAUCAUCUGCAUAAUCAUCACCACCAUCCUUUAGUACACCAACAUCAAAACAGUGGAAGCAGCAGUAGCAGCAGCACUAGCAGCAAUAGCGGCCAUUUGACUAAUCACCGUCACAGUGCAAACAUUGAUCGGAUCAAGGAAAUGAUGAUCACAAGCUCGGCAGAAGAUGAGAGCGGGUUUAGUUCGAUGAACUCAUUUCAGGAGAUAGGACUCCCUCUUGUCAACUCAACGAUCAUGUCCUCAUCGUCAACAGCUUCCUCUACGAAUGGAGUUUGUUCAGUUGACUCCAAUUCGUCGGCUGCAUCGUCGACUGGUUCGGUCUCAUUCGACGAUUCCUCUGACAUAAAAGAUAGCACCGUUAUACCAACAACGAAUAACGUAACAACGAUCGCCAUAAACUCUGCCAAUAACACGACACCCGCGACUGCAACCGCUUCGUCCAGCACCAACACCGGAAAACAACUGUCCGAUAAGCUGGGAAUUCCUUCCAAAAUACCGGAAAUUCCUGUCCGUGUCACACAAUCUUCCACCUAUGAGCACCACAGCCACUUUAUAAAUCAUCGUCGCUGGGAUUCGGCCCCGGUCGUUCCACCCAAACUGAAAAUUCAUCAACACAACGCCGAUUCUGACAGUGGCGUUUCGCCUCGUGUUCUAUGGGUAUAGCAGAGAUAGGAUGCAGCCGAACCGAAGGACCGCUUCGGUUGCCGAUCCCUUCUGGCGUAUGCAUUGUUUCGUUCUGUCUGCUCUAGGCUUAGGCUAAGCGAAGGCAAAACGCAUUCUAAAAGGUAGAGCUUUGCACUGGUAGUUACUAAAGCAGUAUUGGAAUCAUGCCUCUCACGUCCCAGCAAACAGUUGGUAAAUUUUCUGACCCAAAUUUUUUUUACCGAUACGAACCAAUCGUAAACAUUUUCUACGGACAGACUUGAAUCAGAAAGAGAACAUAAAUAUUGCAUUUAUUUAUGACCGUAAUGUUAGGCUUCAUAUAAUCUGCUAUAAUAUUGUCAGUAAUGUAAUUUUAUAGACAAAAAAGAAAAGAAUCUGUUAUAGGAAGAACCUGCAGUAACCAUAUUUUAUUACCAAAGUUAGGAAUGAAACAACAAAAACUAGCGUAACGCUUAUAAAAAACGGUGAACAAUAACGUAGAUGAUAGUUUAGACGCAAACCCUUUAUUCGAAAAGUCACAGUUGAUUCGAAACGCUAACGGAUGGAUAACGCUUUGAAAAUCGAUUUUCAGACAAAAUGACCUACAACACAGCAAUAUGAAAUAGCUCCAUAAUUCCGAUUGAAGGAAAAAUAUCUAACAAGCAUUUAUAAUCCCUGUACUUAAUGACACAUAUUUUAUAGUGCGGUAGAAUUACUACCCCUUCAAACGUAAGGAAACAACACCAAUAGACUACGGUAAUCUCUAUAUUCAGCAAAAACUAUUCAGAACACAUGCUCUUGAUAAAAUUAAACAUAUAUGUGAUAAUUUCAUACUAUCUACUACGUUGCGGUCGUCUACUCGUUGAAUUUAAACACAUACACACACAAGCACAUUUAUCGAACCGGAAUUGCCACUCAAUGAACUUAAGUUUCUAUAGAAAUCCGAGUUGUACAAAUCUCUAAACGAUCCAUAAAACACAAAUCACGCAAACCAAAUAAAAAAAAAACAAAAAGAAACUCGAUUUGAUGCAAAUAACCUACUAACCAACGUUUAUAAUUGCUAGCGAUUAACUUAAUCUUCCUGUAGAUUUAAUAUUUAAAACACUGUAACGCUGUAACAUUUGUGCGACAUGUACUCACAUCCGGACUCGUAAAAUCUCACAUGAUAAGAAUAGCGUCGAUGCACAAGCCCUGUUAGCUAGCUCACACCUAAAAUUCUAACGGAGAUUCCUUUCAUAAAAUUUUGUUUGUUCUGAUUGGACUGUCGCUUUCGAACGUAUGAAUUCAAGAAUAAAUUAAAAUGAUUUACGGACAAAA
Molecule: messenger RNA, 5275 nt
Organism: Wyeomyia smithii (pitcher-plant mosquito)
Lineage: Eukaryota; Metazoa; Arthropoda; Insecta; Diptera; Culicidae
Exons: 6
Coding region: 1601-3979 (792 amino acids)
Source: RefSeq, a predicted model, not a curated record